UGCUGGCGUUUUGGGCCCUGGGCGCUGGGACAUCUUUCGGAAGCCUUCUCUCCAGCGGGCCGUGCAGGGGCCGCCCUCUUUGUCUGUGUUCCUGCAGCCGGUCUCCGGCCCCAGGCAACUCCAUGGUGGGUGAAGAGAAGAUGGCUUUAAGAAACCGAGUGACAAAGUCCAGUGAAAUCCCUGAGAAAGAUGAAGACCAGAGAAACCUUACGAAGGAAUCCCUGGAGACACACAGAAAUGGUCAACUUGACAUAAAACAGCUGAUAGCAAAGAAGAGACAGUUGGCAGCAGAGGCAGAGGAAUUGAAGCCACUCUUUUUGAAAGAAGUUGGCAGUCACUUUGAUGAUUUUGUGACCAACCUCAUUGAAAAAUCUGCAUCAUUAGACAAUGGUGGGUGUGCCCUCACCACUUUUUCCAUCCUUGAUGAAAUGAAAAACAACCAUCGGGCUAAGGAUCUGAGAGCACCUCCAGAACAAGGAAAGAUUUUCAUUGCAAGACGAUCUCUCUUAGAUGAACUGUUUGAAGUGGACCAUAUCAGAACAAUUUAUCACAUGUUUAUUGCGCUCCUCCUCAUCUUUAUCCUCAGUACUUCUGUAGUAGAUUACAUUGAUGAAGGAAGGUUGGUGCCUGAGUUCAACCUCAUGUCUUAUGCUUUUGGCAAAUUUUCUACUGUUAUUUGGACAUGGUGCCUCAUGUUCCUCUCCACACUUUCAAUUCCCUAUUUCCUCUUUCAACAUUGGGCCAAAGGCUACAGCAAGAGUUCUCAUCGGUUCAUCAGUACUUUUAUCCAUGGCUUGUUUUUCAUAGUCUUCCAGCUGGGAAUUCUAGGUUUUGGACCAACAUAUAUCACAUUAACAUAUUCAUUGCCACCAGCUUCCCGGUUCAUUGUUAUACUUGAGCAGAUUCGAAUGGUAAUGAAGGCCCACUCAUUUGUCAGAGAGAAUGUACCACGAGUACUAAAUGCAGCCAAAGAAAAGUCAAGUACAGUUCCAAUACCCACAGUCAACCAGUACUUGUAUUUCUUGUUUGCGCCCACCCUCAUCUACCGUGACAGCUAUCCCAGAACUCCCACUGUAAGAUGGCGUUAUGUUGUUAUGCAAUUCACACAGGUCUUUGGUUGCCUAUUUUAUGUGUACUACAUCUUUGAAAGGCUCUGUGCCCCUUUGUUCCGGAACAUCAAACAGGAGCCCUUCAGCGCUCGUGUUCUGGUCCUGUGUGUGUUUAACUCCAUCUUGCCAGGUGUGCUGAUACUAUUCCUUACUUUCUUUGCCUUUUUGCACUGCUGGCUCAAUGCCUUUGCUGAGAUGUUACGCUUUGGUGACAGGAUGUUUUAUAAGUUUUUCACAAAGAGAUUCAAAUCUGCGGCCAUGUUAGCGGUCUUCGCUAUGUCAGCUGUAGUGCAUGAGUAUGCCCUGGCUGUUUGCUUGAGCUAUUUCUAUCCCGUGCUCUUUGUGCUCUUCAUGUCCUUUGGAAUGGCUUUCAACUUCAUCGUCAAUGAUGGUCGGAAAAGGCCGAUUUGGAACAUUAUGAUGUGGACCUCUCUUUUCUUGGGCCAUGGAGUCGUUCUAUGCUUUUAUUCCCAAGAAUGGUAUGCACGUCAGCACUGUCCUCUGAAAAAUCCUACGUUUCUGGAUUACAUCCGGCCCCGUUCUUGGACUUGUCGCUAUGUGUUUUAGAAGCUGGGACUUCAUUUCUUUCCUUGCCACAGAAGAUUGACUAUCCUGCCUGAUUUGGAGCCAGCUGUUCCUGAAGUUAUCUGUGCUAUUUGGACUGCUCCAGCCUUUCCAGAUGGCCUACCACCUCCCUACUUCACCUGAGCCUGUGCUGUGGGAAGUUCACAUAACAGGCAUUUUUCCCCCUUUUUGAGAAGGGAAACUGAUGGCUGAGGUAAUGGCAAGCUUUUGCUGGGUCAUCUCAGCUCAAGCCUUGAUAACUGUUUUGUUUUGUUUCUUCACUAUUUAAUCAAGGGACUAAACAUCAUGUUUUUCUGGCACUGAAAAUUGGCCAAAAUGUGAAGAACUCAUUUACAUACCUCUGGUUUCAUAUCGUAACAUACCAUACUGUUGGAAGGUAUGCUAAUCUAACAUCAAUUGUAGAAGAAAGCAAAUUAAAAUGGAACCAUUUUUUCUGUUUCUAUUAGAAAAAAAUAUAUCUCUUUUCCAAAGAUAGUCUCAUUUUACAUUCUAUUUCAUUUAUUUGUUGGAACUGUUUUGUUUUCUGGUUGUGCUAGAGAUCAAACCGAAGGUCCCACACAUUCUCAGCAGUGCUCUACCACGGAUACACCUUCAUCCCAUGCACAUCUUGAGGGAUUCUGCAGUCAGAAGGGAAAAAAGAGGGAAGUAGCACAAGACAAGCAAAAGCAUUUCCUCAUGUGCUUAAAUUAUAUUAUGGAACUCACAUGGGAGAUAUUUUCUUAGGGUUAUAAUUUCUUGGAAGUUAUUUAGAAGUAUUCUUUGAUACAACUGUUAUUCUCUGCUAAAUAUUGACUGAUUUUUGCAGACUAGACAGUCUGUAAGUAUUAAUCACCUGCAUUAAUAAAGUGAUCAUUAAACAUCCAGAA
Dipodomys ordii (Ord's kangaroo rat) is the source of this 2560-nucleotide messenger RNA. RefSeq names its product sterol O-acyltransferase 1 (gene Soat1). Gene Ontology annotation, molecular function: cholesterol binding; fatty-acyl-CoA binding; cholesterol O-acyltransferase activity. The transcript has 15 exons. The coding region runs from base 123 to 1676 and encodes 517 amino acids. Gene Ontology annotation, cellular component: endoplasmic reticulum membrane. Gene Ontology annotation, biological process: cholesterol efflux; cholesterol metabolic process. Lineage: Eukaryota; Metazoa; Chordata; Mammalia; Rodentia; Heteromyidae. The record is from RefSeq and is a predicted model, not a curated record.